This is a messenger RNA of Malurus melanocephalus (red-backed fairy wren), 363 nucleotides long. Its product is annotated as interleukin-8-like. Bases 1 to 363 code for a protein of 120 amino acids. NCBI's taxonomy places the organism in Eukaryota, Metazoa, Chordata, Aves, Passeriformes, Maluridae. The transcript has 4 exons. Gene Ontology annotation, molecular function: CXCR chemokine receptor binding; chemokine activity. Gene Ontology annotation, biological process: cellular response to lipopolysaccharide; inflammatory response; antimicrobial humoral immune response mediated by antimicrobial peptide. Gene Ontology annotation, cellular component: extracellular region. The record is from RefSeq and is a predicted model, not a curated record.
AUGGACUGCAAAUCUGUUGCUAUCACUUUGGUUCUUUGCUUGGUCUCAGUGGCAGGGUCAGAAGGUAAGGCCCUGGAGAAGACAGGUGAAAGAGGAUCCCAAUGCCAGUGCAUAAGUACUCAUUCCAAGUUCAUCCCUCCCAAGACUGUUCAGGAUGUAAGAAUACGCCAAAGAGGACCUCAUUGCAAAAAUGUGGAAAUCAUAGCUACGCUGAAAGAUGGCAGGGAAGUGUGUGUGGAACCCACUGCACCCUSGAUCAGGCUCACUCUAAAGGCUCUGCUGGCCAGGGCCAGGGACAACGUUGAGUCAUCAGUCAAAGAAAUGCCAAGGAAAAAUAAACCUUGGAUUUCUGCAAGCAUAUGA